Molecule: messenger RNA, 2076 nt
Organism: Fraxinus pennsylvanica
Lineage: Eukaryota; Viridiplantae; Streptophyta; Magnoliopsida; Lamiales; Oleaceae
Source: the annotation of a GenBank genome assembly
AUGGGAGAAAUUUUGGCAAGCUAUGAAGAUGGAACGGUAUUGGAAGUGAAAGGAGCAGAGCAGAGUAAGGGCGCAGGGCAAGGUGAAGUCGCAGCUCCACCGUCUGCGGUGGUGGAGGGAGCGGCGGAGGUGGAUCCUUCUGUUGUCAGAUGGGAGAAGUAUCUUCCAAAAAUGGUUAUGAGAGUGCUGUUGGUGGAAGCUGAUGAUUCUACUAGGCAGAUUAUUACUGCUCUUCUCAGAAAAUGCAGUUAUAAAGUUACUGCAGUUCCUGACGGCUUAAAAGCAUGGGAGGUACUAAAAGAAAGAUCCUGUAACGUAGACCUCAUUUUGACAGAAGUCGAACUACCAUCAAUCUCUGGAUAUGCUCUUCUUUCGUUAAUCAUGGAGAACGAUAUCCGCAAAAACAUUCCCGUGAUAAUGAUGUCGUGGCAUGAUUCUCUUAGUACAGUCUACAAAUGCAUGUUGAAAGGUGCUGCCGAUUUUCUUGUGAAGCCUGUCAGGAAAAAUGAGCUGAGGAACUUGUGGCAACAUGUUUGGAGGAGACGACCCUCAAGUAGUGGUGAUAUUGGACUGCCAGAUGAUAGCAUUGAGCAACGAAAAACAGAAGCCACCGCAGAGAAUAAUGCUGUCAGUAAUAAUUCCGGUGGUUCAACGGCACACAUUCAGAGGAAUAGGGAAUGCAUUGAGAAAGGAAGCGAUUCUCAGAGCUCAUGUACAAAGCCAGAGCUUGAGACCGAAGGAGCAGAUGUUGAGCAUCUGCAAGGACUCACACAACCAAAAAGGAUUAAAAAUCUUUCGAAUGACAAAAAUGUACCAACAGAAGGAGAAUAUCAUCAAGAAAACAAGAAUUUGCUUAUGGCUGAUGCUGAUACCGGAGAAAUGGGAUCACAGGCUGUUGCGUGCGUAGAUGCCAAUGCAGUAACUCGAGGAGAAGAUAGAGAUUAUGAAGAUCAUCUGGACCAUGUCAAUGUCAUUAGUGAAGCUUCUGAGAAUAAUCAUGUCCCAGUGAAUUCUUGUAGUACCAUUGACUUAAUGGGAGCUUUUGAUAGUUACCUCAAAGGCACUUUUAGAAGUUUAGCUUCUAAUGCUAGUACAAGCAAGAUCGACUUUUUGCCGCUAUUGGAUCUUUCCUUGAGAAUAUAUCAUCCCAACGGCUUUGUGAAUCAAGCAAAUGAUGACAGGCCUAUUUUAAACCACUCGGAUGCAUCAGCCUUUUCUCGGUAUGUUAACAAGCCAUUGCAGUCCAACUAUUCGACAUCACCUAGCACUCGUGAUCAACAGAAAGACCAAAAAACCAAUUCUGAUAAACAAUCCUAUCAAACCCUUGAUCAUAACUCUGAUACACACGGUCCAACCUCUUGCCCUCAAAAACAGGUCACCCCAGCAACACGCCAACCUAAACAGGCCGAAAUUACGUUACCUUAUCAUCAGCAAACAGGAUUGCCCCAAACAACCCCGAUUAGAGGUGCAAGGAUUGAAACUCUAAGCAAUGGAUACGGUUCUGCAAUGCCUCCAGUUUUUUGUAUACAAUCAGGCCAGUCCCCACAGCAGAGUCCAGGUACAGUGGGAUCUAUCGAAUCUUUGCCUCCACUGAAUCCAUAUUAUCAAUUAAAUCAUCAAAACGGAAGUUCUCAGCAUUUUCAGAACAUGGAUAGAAGGAUCGAUGAUGCCACCAAUCAGGCACAUAACAAACUGGGGCCCACAUUGGAAGAUUGGGGACACAAGUCUUCAGCCACAGAUCAGAGUGAAAAUAGCAGUUUCUGUAAUGGUCCGAGUCACCUUCACAGCAUAGAUUCAGGAAGCAAUGGCAAAAUCAAUGCAGUUUCAGAUGUUAAAGCCUCGUCAGAACGUGGCAAUGAAGAAGGGUUCAUUGUACACGAGGGAACCUCUCAUCGAUCUGGACAAAGAGAAGCAGCUCUAACAAAAUUCCGUUUGAAGAGGAAAGAUAGAUGCUUUGACAAGAAGGUGCGAUAUGAGAGCAGAAAAAAGCUUGCUGAGCAGCGUCCACGGGUGAAAGGACAGUUUGUUCGACAACUGCCCAAUGAUCCUCAGCCAGGUGACUCAUCUACUGGUUAG